AUGGCCUUCGCAGGCCCCGUCUCAAACGGCAAAUUCUCCUUCGCUGUCGACAGUUUCUAUGUCGAAACCUCCAACCACAACCUGCACCGCCGCGCGACCGUCCCCGAGCUGCAGUCCCUCUUCGACACCAGUACCGCAAGCAAGACACCAGACCCCGUGGGACACUGGUAUGAAGCGCAGUUAUUGCAUUAUGGACUCGCACCGUCGAAAAACAAGGCUGUUGCGAAGAUGCGGUUGUUGGAUGCGGUGAGGGGCGGGGGUUUGGCGGUGCCGAGGGAUAUUGUGAAGAUUGAAGGGGAUUUAAAGAGGGAGUGGAAGAGGAGGGAUAAGGAGGCUAGGAGUGGUGGUUCUAGUGGUACUGGUGCUGCUGGGGGUGCUGGGGGUGCUGGGGCUAGUGCAAAGGCUGGCGGGAAUAAGAGGAAGAGGGACGGGGAGGAGAGCGCGACAGUUGGUUCCAGGGGAGGCUCGACGGCCGGGUCUAGGAGCAGUCAGAUUCCAGCAGCCUCGAUUGACCCAGGACCAGCCCAGCCACCUCGAACAAAGCAAACAGCGAAAUGCUCCAGGGGCAGGGGAGGCGCGACAGCUAGCUCCAGAGAAGGCAUUUCUCAGACUCCUGCGGCUUCAAUUGACAACCCAGAGCCCGCGCGGGGACCUCGAACCAAACAGACAGCACGUCGCUCUAACCCUUUCUUCGGUGACAGGCGUCCCACGGAUCCACUCUACAAGCAGGAAUACUCGACGCCUGAUUAUGGACCCAAUCCCAUGGACAUUGAUCCCCCUAGCGACUACUCGGAAAAUAACGGCCCCGACGAUGGCCCCGGCGAUGACUCAAGUACUCCUCUGCCCCCGCUAGGUCUGGUCAACGGCGAAUAUCAAAUAUGGUCAUCGGACUUAGAUCAAUGGCGCGAUUACCCAGAAGAAGAAUUCAAUCUCAUUCUCGGACUAGCGGGCAAUACCUUGUGGGGAUCAUAUGACUUCGGAAUGUUUCACGGUAUCAUGCACCUCGAAGAACGACCCUGGUCAUCCUCAUUCAAGAAGAUCCCGUUCAAAUGGCGCGGCCGUGAAAGUAGCGAGAGAGAAAUGUCCUUUGGACCGAACUGCACCGGCUGGAUUCAAUUUUACGGCGAGGGCAGAAUCUGCGGCCAAAUAAACUGUUACGGCAAUGUGAGGUUCUCGGGCCAGAGGAUCAGUGGCGAGGAAACACAGCCGCCGCGGAGUGUUCAGAGUAUGCGUGAGGAGUGGAAUGGGUACAACCAGGAGACAUAUGAUAACGAGAAUCGAGAGCGAUGGCGGUAA
This is a messenger RNA of Aspergillus ruber CBS 135680, 1296 nucleotides long. RefSeq lists its product as uncharacterized. Bases 1 to 1296 code for a protein of 431 amino acids. The record is from RefSeq and is a predicted model, not a curated record. The transcript is spliced from 3 exons. Lineage: Eukaryota; Fungi; Ascomycota; Eurotiomycetes; Eurotiales; Aspergillaceae.